AUGGUUUGCAUGGGAACGAAAAUCAUGAUUAUGAAUGAAAAUACAUGAUUAAAUUGGAAUUCUCAAAAUUUUUACUUCUACUACCAUUUAUGACCCGCCAUUUCUACAAUUCUAAUAUAAUGAAUUUUAUUAAAUAUAAUCACUGUGAUAUAACAUGAUUAUAUGGCUUUUUAUUAAACCAUAAAUAUUAUAGAUCUACUUGAAAUAUAUCCACAAUUCAGAGAUAAUAAACGAAGAAAGAUAUAAUUAAUAAAUGGUAAAUGAUUAAAUGAUCAACUAAACUCGUUCUGUUAUUGCAAUGGAAAGUCAUAGAAGAAAGCUUGCCUAGCAACUAUUAGGAUCUAUAACUGACAAAGUUUCAUACAUCUUUCCUAAUGGCUUCCUUGAUUUUGGAAGAAAAUGCGUGAAAAAAUCAUUGGCAAUGGCUUUGAAAAUUAAAAUCUUCGACGAUUUCAUCAAUGCAUUACGAGAUCUAUUGUUAAUAAUUUGGUUCACAUUAAUGGUUCGUGUAAAAUCUGCGAUAAUGCCUCCUCCAUGGGCAGAUCCGUCAAGCAAUCCUUGUGCCGCUCAACCACGUGGUUGGCAAUUGUUAUUUUGGCCGCCGGAUGGAAAGUGUUACAAAAUAUUCCAGAUUGGGGCACCAUGCCCUGAGACAAUGGAACUAAGUCCAGCAGCAGGUGGAGGUGGGACUAUAGCUGAAUGUAGAUGUCCUCCAGGAACUGCACAAUCUCCUAGAGAUGCGCUAUGUCAUAAGAUAUAUACAAGAGCAUCUUGUCCAAAGGGACAGUUUUUUGCACCUGUUCCAGAAACGUCUGGAAGAUCUAGGUGGGGUGUAUGUCAUGAUCCAGAACCAUGCAAAGAAAAAGGAGAAGUCUAUUGGCCUAGGGACAAUAAAUGUUAUCCCAAAUUUAGCAAAGGACCAUGUUCAAAAGGAGAACUUCUCACCGUAGACGAAGAUGGAUUAACAUUAUGUUCUUGUUCUAAAAAUGGAGAACUUGGGCGAUAUCAUUGGACAGGUAAUGGCGGUGGUUGUCAUGAACAUUAUACUAAAGGACCAUGUACAGAACCAGGAGAAUUAUUUUUACCGGGUGGUGUAUGUGGUUGUCAUUCUAAAUUACCUCACUACCAUGAACCAACUGGAAUGUGUUAUCAAUUAGGUGAUAUUGGUCCAUGUUUACAAGGUCAUCACUUUAUUGUAAUAAAUACAAUAAUCAAUGGAGAAGAAAUUCGUGCUAAGUGUGUAUGCAAACCAGGUCAUGUUCUUUAUAAAAAUGGAUUCUGCUAUAGACUUUAUACAAAAGGACCAUGUGAAAAUGGUUACAUGUUAAUAAAUUCGACGACUUGCAUUCCUGUACCUUGCACACGGGGACGAUUAUAUUUUCCACAAGAAAAAACAUGUUACAAAAUAGGAACGAGAGGACCAUGUCCGAGAGGACAAAUUGUUUUGUACGAUUAUAAUGUACGACCAUCUAUUGAUGGAAUCAGUUAUAAUGGAGUAUGUGGAUGUAUAAAUGUACAAAAAGAUUUGGAAAAAUGUUUCGAAGAAACUAAUGACAGUUGCGAAUCUACACCAGGAAUGGUAGAAAUAAAUAAAACUUGUUACAAAUUAUAUACACAAGGACCUUGUACUGCAGGAGAAUGGUUAGUUGCACAAAGAAUGCCAAAACAGAGUUUAUGGAAAAAUGAAGAAUUAGAAUCAAAAGCUAGAUGUGAAUGCAGACCCGGAUAUAAGAGAAUUACAGAUACUUUUAAAAUCUCUGAAUUAGAAAGUAAUAGUCUUCUUUCUUUGGGUGGUUGUCAACCACCUACUGUAAGUUUAGCAAAGUUUCUCAAUGAAAAAGCGAAAUCGAUAAACUUUUAAAUGAAUAGAAGAACUGAAGAGAUGAGAGACUAUGAAUAAUAGCAUAUGUCAGUGAUAAAAUGCAUUUUCUUAAAUUAUUAUUUGUAAAUACUAUUGUACAAAUAUUGUCUAUAAAAUAUUCUCAAGAA
Molecule: messenger RNA, 1989 nt
Organism: Apis mellifera (honey bee)
Lineage: Eukaryota; Metazoa; Arthropoda; Insecta; Hymenoptera; Apidae
Exons: 5
Coding region: 422-1861 (479 amino acids)
Source: RefSeq, a predicted model, not a curated record